CGAUUGUCAGGACUCUCUUUUUAUCAUUUCUCUCUAAUUUUCUCUCCAAAGAAAUCUCAUUUUUCUGGGGAAAUGGGGUGUGCGCAAUCUAGGGUUGAUAACGAAGAGGCGGUGGCGAGAUGCAAGGAGCGACGAAACGUCAUCAAGGAGGCGGUUGCGGCGAGCAAAGCUUUCGCCGCCGGUCAUUUCGCCUACGCCAUUGCUUUGAAGAACACUGGUGCUGCUCUCAGUGACUAUGGCCAUGGCGAAUCUGAUCAAACACUUGAUGUCUUGGAUCAAAGCCAUUAUCAGCAACAAAGUGACCGCACUGUGGAUCCUGCUCCUCAACCUCCUCCGCCUCCGCCUAUUGAGAAUCUCCCUCCUCCGCCUCCUCCUCUCCCUAAAUUCUCUCCUUCUCCGAUUAAACGCGCCAUUAGCUUGCCUACCAUGGCGGUUAGAGGUAGGAAGCUUCGGACUGUGGAUUCAAUGGCGAUUGAGGAGGAAGAUGAAGAGGAUGAGGAAGAAGAUGAGGAAGAGGAGGGAGUUAAGGACGGUGCUAGAGUUACUACUCGUAAGGAGGAGGAGGAACAGUCUUCUCCCCGAACGCCGGAGAAUGUUGGGAAUGGUAGAAAGCGACCGGAGACGCCGGAGAUUGCGAGUGCCUCGCCGGCGAAUAGCAUGGCUUGGGAUUACUUUUUCAUGGUGGAGAAUAUGCCUGGACCUAACUUAGACAAUAGGGAAAUGGGAAACGGGUAUCAGAGUCAGAGUAAUCAUCAUUUCGAGUUCAAUGAAGAGGAAGAAGAAGUAGAGGAGAGAUCUGGGAUAUUCCGUAAGAACUCCGGUCACAAGGCUGUUGAGGAAAUGGAGCCGAAAACGCCGGAGAAAGUGGAGGAAGUUGAAGAAGAAGAAGAGGAAGAGGAUGAGGAAGAAGAAGAUGAAGAAGAAGAAGAGGAGGAAGAAGAAGAGGAUGCAAUGGUGGCGGAGGCAAAGAAGAAAAAGAAAGGAAAAGCUAAGAUUGAGCAUGCCAGCACUGCUCCGACGGAGUUCCGGCGUGCGGUCGCCAAGACCACCGCUUCAAGCGUGAAUUUGAUGAAGAUACUGGAUGAGAUUGAUGAUCGAUUCCUCAAAGCGUCAGAGUGUGCCCAGGAGGUCUCCAAAAUGCUGGAAGCAACAAGAUUACAUUACCACUCGAAUUUUGCAGAUAAUCGAGGAUAUGUUGAUCAUUCUGCUAGGGUAAUGCGGGUUAUAACUUGGAAUAAAUCGCUAAGAGGCAUUUCCAAUGGUGAAGGUGGAAGAGAUGACCAAGAAUCAGAUGAGCAUGAAACUCAUGCGACGGUGUUGGACAAAUUGUUGGCAUGGGAGAAGAAACUCUAUGAUGAAGUGAAGCAAGGUGAGCUUAUGAAGAUAGAGUACCAGAAAAAGGUAUCUUUACUUAAUAGGUAUAAAAAAAAAGGUUCGAGUGCAGAAACCGUGGAGAAAACAAAGGCGGCCGUGAGUCAUCUACACACGAGAUAUAUCGUUGACAUGCAAUCAAUGGAUUCGACGGUCUCAGAAGUAAACCGUUUAAGGGAUGACCAAUUGUAUCCAAGACUUGUCUCCCUAGUUGAAGGGAUGGCAAAGAUGUGGACAAAUAUGUGCAUACAACAUGACACACAACUAAAGAUCGUUGGAGAGCUAAAAUCCCUUGAAAUCUCAACUUGUCACAAAGAAACCACAAAGCAACAUCACCAACAGACACGGCAGUUCUGCACGGUCUUGGAAGAAUGGCAUGCUCAGUUCGAUAGACUCGUGACUCACCAGAAGCAGUACAUUAACUCUCUCAACAGCUGGUUGAAGCUAAACCUUAUCCCCAUUGAGAGCAGCCUUAAAGAGAAGGUUUCCUCUCCUCCACGGCCUCAGCGCCCGCCAAUCCAAGCACUUCUCCACUCGUGGCAUGACUGUCUUGAGAAACUUCCCGAUGAGGUCGCCAAAUCAGCUAUUUCGUCUUUCGCUGCAGUCAUCAAAACAAUAUUGCUUCAUCAGGAGGAAGAGAUAAAACUGAAGGAGAAAUGUGAAGAGACGCGAAGAGAGUUUAUAAGGAAGAAGCAAGGUUUUGAGGAAUGGUAUCAGAAACACUUGCAGAAAAGAGGACCAAUGGAGGAAGGUGAAGGUGGGGAAGACGCAAGCAGUAGAGAUCAUGUCACAGAGAGGAGAAUCGUUGUGGAGACACUGAAGAAAAGGCUUGAAGACGAAGAAGAAGCUCACCAAAGACAUUGUGUUCAGGUGAGGGAGAAGUCUCUCAACAGUUUGAAGAUCAGAUUGCCUGAGAUCUUCAGGGCACUGUCUGAUUAUGCCCACGCUUGUGCUGACUCAUACGAAAAGCUCAGAAUCAUAUCGCAGACUCAGAAAGCCACUGUAUCUUCUUGAACCAGUUUUUACUUCUUUUCGAAACAAGAAAGGGCUCUCUCUCUCGCUGCUUAUGUUUUAAAUAAACUCUUGUUUGAAUAGUUUUUAGAAGUAAGUUAACUAUUUUUGCCACCCUGACAUUUUACAAGUGGUUAUGUACUAUGAAACAUUUAUAAUUAAAACAUAUAUUCAAAUAAUUUCACC
Eutrema salsugineum is the source of this 2568-nucleotide messenger RNA. RefSeq names its product nitrate regulatory gene2 protein. The record is from RefSeq and is a predicted model, not a curated record. The transcript has 4 exons. Bases 73 to 2385 code for a protein of 770 amino acids. Lineage: Eukaryota; Viridiplantae; Streptophyta; Magnoliopsida; Brassicales; Brassicaceae.